Messenger RNA from Caenorhabditis sp. 36 PRJEB53466, 3202 nucleotides. NCBI's taxonomy places the organism in Eukaryota, Metazoa, Nematoda, Chromadorea, Rhabditida, Rhabditidae. The record is from the annotation of a GenBank genome assembly.
AUGACGGAACCGCCUUCGGACAACGUGUGCUUCUCGAUGACCGCCGCCGAGCAGGCAUUCAUGACUGGCAACUUUGAGGACGCGCUCAAACACUUUUUCGUCUGCAUUAUCAUGUUGCCGGAGGCGAGACGCACCACUUACGAGGAUCAGUUCGCCGCCGCCCUCCAUGGUAUUGAUUUGGAGCCGAAAAUUGACGAAAUUAGGGGGUUCGCGCGGAGCAAAUGCCGAAAGCGGCGGAAAUUAGAGGGUUUCCAGCGGGUGUUGCUCGAAAAUAUUUUUCAUGGAAAAGUAAUCUAAAAAAACGCAAAAAUCUUCAAAAUUUUUGCAGGCUGGAUCGCGUUGAACCCGGACAAUGCGUCGCGAGCGCUGGCGCUCUACCCGCAAAUCCGACACCUUUUUCCAACGUCGAUCCGCACGAAAAUGGCGUUGGUCCGCGCCGUUCAAGGGACGGAAACGCAGAAAUGGCUGCUCCACUGCCUGCCGAUUUGCAAAGACGCCGAGGAGCUGGCGACGCGGUGGCAGGACAGGGUAGCUCUGCGCAUAGCACGCGUCAACCUCGUGAGCCAUUCAUUCCCGCAGUGGCACAUGCGCAUGAUGAACUGCCAGGUACGCGUAGUUUUCCUUCAGACUAUCUCAUUUUUUCUCUUUGCAGACUCGCAACGACGCGUUCAACCGAGCGAUCACUUUGCACAUCAAGAACCGUAACACUGUCGUUUUCGACAUCGGAUCCGGAUGCGGACUGCUCUCUGUGCUUGCCGCCAAGUUAGUAUUUUAAAAGAGAGACUGAAUGUUUUACUACAUUUACAUUUUAAAUACAUUUUUGGACCGAAAAAACGUUAAAGCCACUCUACAAAUUCAAAUUUCUUCAAUUUGCAGACAAACAAACGCGGUGGUGGCUCUGGAGCACAACACGGUUCUCGCGAAGUUGUCAAAAGAGAUACUGAAGCGAAACGGAGUGGAACAACGCGUUCAGGUGCACAACAUCCACUCGACGCAGUUCCGAACCACCCAGAAGGCCGACGUCAUCGUCUCGGAGACGUUGGAUUGCUCGGCGUUCGGCGAGCGAAUCAUCGAGACGUUUCUGGACGCGCACGAGCGAUUCGCGCACGCCGACACCGUUUUCAUCCCGAGCAAAGUGAGCGAGCGCAAAAAAAAUUCGUCUUUAAAAAUGUGAUUAUUUCAGGUGUCCGUGUACAUCCGCUUGUUCUCGUGCCGCGAGAUCUUCGACACGCACGCGCAGGACUACGGCGGCGUGCGCUACCGCUCCGAGUUUGUGAAGACGGGCGACGCGGACCCGGAUCAGCCGUAUUGGUGCUGCAAAAAGGCAGAAUUCAAGCAAAUCGAGUACCUGACGGCACCGGAGCCGAUCAUCACGUGCGAUUUGACGAGUGUGGACGAUCUGAAGAGGUGCAUGCUCCUCAGCGAGGCACUCAAAAUCACCGCCGACACGUCGGGCGUCGCACACGGAUUCGCCAUCUUCUUCACGUUCGUUUUUGCGCAUUUGAAAAGUGUGGAGCGUGUUUCUAAAGUUUUCUAACGUAAAAUCGCCGAAUUUUUCACAACUUGACUCACGGAAACAGAUUUUUGAGCUUCCAUCGCUCAACGUUCACCUCAAAAUCCUAUUCUCCCGCCCAAAUUGUUCCCAAAUGAGAAUUUUUUCCUCUGCAGAGCGGACCUGACGGGCGAAAUCGUACUGAACUCCUCGGCCACUCGCGCGUGGGACAUUGGAAUCGUGCCGUUCAAGGAGCCGUGCGUCGUGACGGCCGGCGACGAACUGGACGUUUCGUACAAGUUGGUCAACAGCCGACUGGACCUCUACAAUGACUUUGUGAGUGAGCGAGUUCUGCAGAAAAAAUGCGAUUAGGUUGAACACAGAGUUUCUCAAAUUAUGGCCUGAGCACAUCCGCAAAGCUUACAGAUGCUUUCGGCCCAUGUCUGUGUAAAAAAAGAAUAGCAUUAGUGUUUUGUUUUUGUUGUUAUCGAUUCCCUGUUUCAGUACCCGGAAGAGCUGACGAAUGCGAGCGAGUUCGAACGACUGGGCAUCCGGUACGAGGUGGCCUCGUUGGACCAACUGGCCAAGGUACGCGACGACAGUUAUUUCAAGCAAUUGAUCGGCGAGAUCGAUCAGAAGGAACUGGCCUACGCGACCGACAUCUCCGGACAGAUUGCCGUGCAAUGCGUGCUCGACACCGUCACGCGCAAGAAGCCCCCGAGAUCGGUUUUCUGUACGUUUUCUUUUUCUCCAGACUUUUCGAUAAAAAUCCAAAUAUUUGCAGGCAGUUUCUCGACGCACGAGGGCACGCUCGAUCAGGAGACGUUCUUCCGUCUGGAGGAGAUGGUCGGCUACAAGGACUUUAUCAAAUCGGUGCAUCCGUCCCGGGUGCGCAUCAUCGGAAAGAUCUUCUACUCGGACAUUAUCCACUUCGACUCGCGGCCCAAUCCGAACGCCCACUGCGGAGUCGAUCUGACGCCGCUGCGCAGUUUCAAUUUGCGCGAGUGUCGGGACAUUCGGCUGCAUGAACGAGAGGACAUUGAGUGGGUCUCCGCGGAAUUUGAACUCUACGACUUUCCGUUCACCGCCGAGGGCUUCCGUGAGGACCUCUACACGACGAUCACGCACGACGUGAAGGUACGCACAAAGGUGCGCCACAAAUCUUUUUUUUUUUUGACAGUUUUGGAUCGGCUAGAGUAUUUUGAGCCACUUGCAAUGAUCCGAUCGGGACCACACUUUGCAGGCUUUUUGAACUCGGAUUGUAGUAUAUUGGGAACAUGUUUCAGACCGAUCCGAUUAUCUGGUCCCGAGAUAUAGCGGUUUUUUCGGUUUCCAGUAUAUCUCGGGACCAGAUAAUCGGAUCGGUCUGAAACUUGGUCCCAAUAUACUUUAGUCCAAGUCGAAGAAGUCUGCAAAGUUUGAUCGGGUCAUUGAAAGGGGCCACAAAAACGUAAUUUUUGAGGUGCCCACAAGCCGAUCGGCAGCCGACGGAAUCUUCUACGAAUUUGAAAUUCUCGGCACGCGCAACACGAAGCUCCGCCCGGCCGCCGCUUUUCUCUUUCCGGAAAGGAUCAAUCUCGAUGGCGAGGUACAGUUUCAUUAUUUUUUUGAAAUGAGGUAAAAUUCCAAAUUUUGCAGGUGACACUCACAUUCGACAUGCACAUUGGCGAAAUGUUGAUCAGUCUAAAGGAGACGUCGUCGAUCAUCUGA